Molecule: messenger RNA, 847 nt
Organism: Paramecium sonneborni
Lineage: Eukaryota; Ciliophora; Oligohymenophorea; Peniculida; Parameciidae
Source: the annotation of a GenBank genome assembly
AUGAGGUCUUUUGUAAAACAAUUUAAGUUCACAGAGCAAGUCUCCAUAUUACAUUAAGCUUAAAUAAAAAAAUGUUAUAAAGAAGCUAGCAUAGAAAUGGCACCUAAUCCAAUAAACCCAUUUCAUUAAUGGAUUAUUAAGGUUAGUUUAAGAGUAAUAUUUUUAGCUUGAUGGAAAAAGUAUUAAAACUUAAAAAAAAAAUAUUUUAGCAGUACCUUCUCCUUAACUAGCUGCUUAUGUAGCUUCAGAAUUUAACAAUCAGAAUUAGAAUAAAUCAUUUUUUAGUAUGCCAUUCUUAUUGCUUGCCAGUCAUGCUGUAGAUUUAGACUUUGAUGCUUCAAAUAGGGAAAUACUUGAAAUGAAAUUCAUGUUUAAUUUAGAAAAUGAUUUCAUUUUUAGAAGAUAACUAAAUUCAGAAUAAUAACAUUAAACAGAAACUCAAACUUUAGAUCCUUUUUUAAGUUAAUUAUAUAGAAAAUUGAAUAUAUAAAUUAAUUCUAAAGAUGUUAGAAAUUUAGAAUACUUGAAUUAAUAGGGUAAAAUUAAACUUGAAUCCUAUAUUAGAGGAAUUAAUAAUUGGUAAUUAGUUUCUUUGAACUAAAAAAUAGGUAAAAAAAUUAUUUCUAUUAAAUUAGAAAUUCUCUAAUCAUGUAUUUUAGGUUUGUAUCUACAAUUAGGAUUAAUCAACAUUUAAAUGGCAUUAGGUUUAAAAAAGUAGCUAAUAGAAUUUGAGAACUUUAAGAUAUUAUCUAAUAGAAAAGAAAAUAAUGAAGAGAAUUUCAAAACAAAUCUUGAAGUUGCUUAGUUAUUUUCUGAAUCAAUAACUACUUAAAGUAUAAUGUAUUGA